This is a messenger RNA of Exophiala dermatitidis NIH/UT8656, 1929 nucleotides long. RefSeq lists its product as uncharacterized. NCBI's taxonomy places the organism in Eukaryota, Fungi, Ascomycota, Eurotiomycetes, Chaetothyriales, Herpotrichiellaceae. Gene Ontology annotation, cellular component: fungal-type vacuole membrane. Bases 1 to 1929 code for a protein of 642 amino acids. Gene Ontology annotation, molecular function: oligopeptide transmembrane transporter activity. The record is from RefSeq and is a predicted model, not a curated record. The transcript has a single exon.
AUGCCGGCGUCCUUGAUUGGCUUCGCAGUCUUCAAGGCGCUGUCGCCUUACCUCGCGCUCCCCUUCACACCCGUGGAAAAUGUCCUUGUGCAAACAGUAGCUGGUGCUGUCGGAACAAUGCCUUUGGGGUUGGGUUUCGUUGGAGUCAUGCCCAGUCUGGAGUUCCUUCUCAAGAAAAGUGAAGGUGCGCCCAUUGAUCUGAGCUUAUGGAGGCUUUUCAUCUGGGGUGUUGGCCUCUGCCUGUUCGGCGUUGUCUUCGCAGUUCCUCUACGCAAGCAGGUCAUCAUCCGUGAACGGUUAAAAUUCCCUAGCGGCACUGCCACCGCCCUCAUGAUCUCUGUUCUCCAUGGUGGUGCCAAAGAUGACAGUUCCAAACCGGAUGAGAUUGCAACGCAAGGUACGGAGGAGCGUGAAGAACUCUUAAGGGACAGUGACAGGGAUGAGCGAGCCAGUCAGGCAGACGAGCGAGACAUUCGAGCUGACUGGAAGAAACAAAUUCGGUUGCUGGUCAUCGCCUUCUCCGGAUCUGGAAUCUACACUUUGGUCCAGUACUUUCUUCCGGUACUCCACCGACUGCCUGUCUUUGGCAGCUAUCUCGCCAAUACCUGGGUGUGGAACCUGAAUCCCUCGCCUGCAUAUGUUGGUCAAGGCAUCAUCAUGGGACCGGCAACAACCUUCCACAUGCUCCUCGGCGCUGUUGUUGGCUGGGCCGUUCUCAGCCCAAUAGCGAAACACAACGGGUGGGCUCCGGGACCAGUGGAUGACUGGGAGACUGGGAGCAAAGGUUGGAUCGUCUGGGUCAGCUUGGCAAUCAUGCUUGCCGACGCCAUUGUCAGCCUCGGCUGGUUGCUCCUCCUUCCAACGAUCAGGUAUAGUCCUGGGUGGAUCAGAGCAAUAAAAGAUCGUUUUGCGAGCAGUUCGUCUUGGACCGAGUUCCUUCUUGGGAAGGAUCUCACCGGCUACUUUGCCCUUGACGGCGCCUCACGAUCACAGCAUUCGAAACCCAAGAAGCGGUCGGCAGAAGGACCCGAUGAGCUUCCCGACGAUGCGCCACCACAUCACCUUGUUUCCGCCCGCACCGUCUCCAUCCUCCUGCCACUUACCCUUGUUCUCUGUGUUGUCUGCAUCCAUGUCACGUUUGGAAGAUACAUGCCAAUCAGUUUGAACAUCCUUGCGAUCCUACUCGCGCUUGUGCUCUCGAUCAUGGGCGUGCGCGCCCAGGGAGAGACGGAUCUCAAUCCAGUGUCUGGCAUAUCCAAGCUGACGCAGCUGGUGUUUGCCCUGAUUCCAUUGAGGGGCCGACAUGCCAACCAUGCCAUCGUCAUUAACCUGCUUGCGGGAGCGGUCAGCGAAGCUGGUGCCCUACAGGCUGGCGACAUGCUGCAAGACCUGAAAGCCGGCCACUUGAUCGGGGCGAGCCCGAAAGCCCAGUUCUAUGGACAGAUGAUCGGCAGUCUUGUGGGCGCUUUCGUUUCGGCCGCCAUCUACAAGCUCUAUGUUUCGGUCUACCAAAUCCCAGGCGAGCUGUUUGAGAUUCCGACGGCGUAUGUAUGGAUAUUCACCGCUCGAUUGGUCACGGGGAAGGGCCUGCCACCAAUGGCAUGGCAGUUCGCACUUGUGGCUGGCGUCAUUUUCGUCGCGACCACCUGCUUGAGGAUAUACCUUUUGGCCCACGGCGAGGAAAAGGCUUGGUGUCGAGCACUCCAUCCGUGGAUCCCGGGCGGCAUUGCGGUGGCCGUUGGCAUGUACAAUACUCCGAGCUUCACCUUGGCCCGGACUGUCGGUGGGAUCAUCAGUUACUGGUGGGUCAAUUGGAAACAACGGACUGAGACCAAGGUGAUCGUCCUUGCCAGCGGCCUCAUCCUCGGCGAAGGGGUCGUGAGCAUCGUCAAUCUCGUCCUGGCCAGCUUCGGGGUGCCUCAUCUGUGA